CGAUGCUGUUGCUAUAGCAACUGUUACAGAAACGGUAGUAAUGUAUACUUUAAAAGGCCAAAAGAUUUAACAUAUUUUUAACACUUGAGAGUUUCAAUGUAAUCUAUAUUAUAUAAAAUUAAAUAAUAUGUCUUUCGUAUUCAGGAUAUAUAAUUCAAAAAGAUGAGCUGGCAAAUGAAAUAUAUAUCUUUAGCAACACUAGUUGUUCAAACUACAACAUUAGUAUUAUUAUUAAGGUAUUCUAGAACAGUUCCCCAGAAAGGUCCCCGGUAUCUUAGCUCGACUGCUAUUGUCAUUUCUGAAUCUCUUAAGAUAAUUGCGUGUUUAAUUGCAUUAUGUUCACAAUGUGGAUGGUCAGUACCUGAAUUACUUAAAUUAUUAUUCAGAGAAGUCUGGAAAAAACCUGCUGAAACAUUAAAACUUGUUGUACCAGCAGCAUUAUAUACAAUACAAAAUAAUCUAUUAUUUUUAGCACUAUCCAAUUUAGAUGCUGCAACUUAUCAAGUGACAUAUCAAUUAAAAAUUUUGACAACAGCUUUAUUUUCUGUCAGCAUGUUACACAAACAUCUAGAGGUUCCUCAAUGGCUGGCAUUAGUUUUAUUGAUGGUAGGAGUUGCACUUGUGCAGUGGCCAAGUGAUAUUCCAUCAAAAAAUAUUGUUGAAAAAAGUGCCUCUUCACAAUUUGUAGGUUUGACCUCUGUUUUAGCUGCUUGUUUUUCCAGUGGAUUUAGUGGUGUAUAUUUUGAAAAGCUUUUGAAAGGUUCACCACAAUCAUUAUGGAUCAGAAAUAUACAACUCUCUAUUUUUGGAUUUCUGUUGGGAUGGGCUGCUGUUGUUAUACAAGAUUAUCAAACCAUUUUAAAUGUAGGAUUUUUUCAAGGCUACAAUAAAAUUGCAUGGCUUGUUGUAUUCCUUCAGGCUUUUGGAGGUUUAGUGGUAGCAACAGUCAUCAAAUAUGCUGAUAAUAUAUUAAAAGGUUUUGCAACAUCAGUCUCUAUUGUUCUUUCAACAUUAUGUUCAUAUUAUUUAUUAGGAGAUUUUUUACCAACAAGCAUGCUCAUAAAAUUAAAUGGAAUGAUCAAGGUAUUUUCAAGUCUUCAAUUUCAAUUCAACAUCAGUUACUUGAAAUUAUUGCUGAAUGAAUCUAAAAGGAAUAUUUGAGGUGAGGAGGAAAAAAAUGCUAAUCUAUAAAUUAUAUAACCUGAAACUUUUGCAUCAUUGAUAUUUUUAGGUAUAAAAUUUACAGAUAAACAUUUAAAAUGCACCAUUUAAAUAAUAACUCAUUACAUAAUGAAUGAAAAAUCUUUAAUUAAUAAAUAUUUUCUGACAUACAGGAUGGUUUAUUUUAAUCAAUCCACUGGAAUAAGACUCCACUAGCAUAAAAACGGGUGUAAAACCCCUCGCCAUAAAAGCUUUUAAUCACGUGACCAUGAUAUUUUAUGCCUGAGCAGGUCGUAAAACCAGUGUAAAAGCGAGUUGAGCAGUGUUCAACUUUCGACGUAAAUACAACCGUAAAACGGUACCAUCCACCAAUCAGAAGUCAGUGAAAUCUAGGUCAUUGUGACAGUGUGAAAAUGGCAGAAAAUGAGCUUUUGUGUAUGUUCCCUCGCGGCUACUCUAGAAUAGAUCUGGUAAGAUUUAUUGAAAACAUCUGAAAGUAUUCAUGUAUCUAUGACAAGAAGUAUCCUGAUUAUAAUAAUGGAUGCCUAAAAUACACGAUAUGGACGGGCAAAGGAAAAUCCUUCAGUUUAGAGGAGUAUAUAAUGAAAAAAGUUAAGCUUAUAAGUGCUGUAUAUUAUCUUAAUUAAUAAUAUGAUAAUAAAAGUUAAUAUAUGAAAGUAAAGAUAUUAUUUUACUACAUUUGUAAUUAUAGUACAGAAAAAACUCGUAGAAUAUAAUCAUUGUCUUUAUAACUUCGAUAGUACUAUCACAGUAAAAACUUUGCUAGCCGGACCUCCAUUGCAAUCCAGAUGCAAACGCAAAUAGAUCACGUGAUUAAAAGUUUUUAUAGCAAAGGUGUUUAUGCCUGUUUUUACACUAGUGGAGUCUUGGUCUAACUUGAAAAAUACCCAACCUACAAAAAAUUCAUUAAAUCAAAGUUGUUAUACUUCAAGGAUGCCACAAGAUGAUGCUACUGGUUUCAUCAUAGAUGACCCUACAAUAGGUGAAAAUAGAGUCAACUUCAUUCUCUUAAGUGGGAACACCAUUUUUUUAUUUUACAUUAUAAUUCUAA
Molecule: messenger RNA, 2233 nt
Organism: Centruroides sculpturatus (bark scorpion)
Lineage: Eukaryota; Metazoa; Arthropoda; Arachnida; Scorpiones; Buthidae
Product: UDP-N-acetylglucosamine transporter-like
Exons: 8
Coding region: 163-1161 (332 amino acids)
Biological process (GO): pyrimidine nucleotide-sugar transmembrane transport
Cellular component (GO): Golgi membrane
Molecular function (GO): UDP-galactose transmembrane transporter activity
Source: RefSeq, a predicted model, not a curated record